Molecule: messenger RNA, 1356 nt
Organism: Opisthocomus hoazin
Lineage: Eukaryota; Metazoa; Chordata; Aves; Opisthocomiformes; Opisthocomidae
Source: RefSeq, a predicted model, not a curated record
UCACUUGCUUUGUUUUGUUUUUCUUUCUUCUUUUUCACAAGCUGAAUCCGAUGCUCAGAAAGUGAGCCCUCUCCCGCUGCCAAGAUGGUCAUAAACGUCUGUCUCCCACAGUUCAAGCCAAGAAUUCACUGCAACAAGAUUUCUGCUGACGGUUAUGAAGUGGAGAAUCUGAUCUCUGAAGACCUUGCCAGGAGAAACCGUGGUUUCCGCAGCGAAUACUUUAUCAAACCUCCAGUCCACGUCACGAUCUCUUUUCCCUUCAACAUCGAGAUCUGCAGGAUUAAUAUCGACAUCUCGUCUGGGGGAUACCAGACCUUCUCCGGGCUCGAAGUUUACACCUCUACCUCAUGCAAUAAAACCUCUUGGCAGAGCUCUGAGGGUCAGUUGCCAGGUCUGGCCGGUCAGCCUGUGUCAGACAAAGACACUUUCACGCUGGUGGGGAAAGCUGUCUUAAAAAAUCAAAGCAAAGUGACAUUCGGCCACAGAGGCUUCAAGCCGAGGCCUCCCUUCCACCAGAUGGAAAAUGUCUUCUCCUACCCUGGCUCUGCAUCUCAAGACCUCUGGAACAAAGGCCCCGCCUCGCUGAGCAACGUCUCGCACUUAAAGAUCUGCAUCACCCACGUGGCCGGAGGCGGCCUGCCUUGCAUUAAGAGGCUGGAGGUGUGGGGACAGCCUGCCAAAUCGUGCCCGCAGGAGGUGAUCGAGGGUGUUUUUCAGGUGGCCUCCCAGUUCUUCGCCCAGGAUGUCGGCAGCCUCAAGCCGGAGCUCUGGACGCCGAUGGAGAGCGACUGCGUGCCCUUCAGCGCCAACGACAGCGAGCAGCAGACCCUCCGCAAGCUGGUGGACGUCGUCCAAGACAUCCCCGAAGAAUUCCUGGACCCCAUCACUCUGGAGAUCAUGACCUUCCCCAUGCUCCUCCCCUCCGGGAAGGUGAUCGACCAGACCACCCUGGAAAAAUGCAACCGGAGCGAAGCGUCUUGGGGCAGGGUCCCCAGCGAUCCUUUCACUGGGGUGGCCUUCAGCCAGCACUCGCAGCCCCUACCUCACCCGACCCUCAAGGCCAGGAUAGACCACUUCCUCCUACAGCACAGCAUCCCUGGCACCAACCUGCUCGGCAGGGCUCACGCCUCGGAAACGCUCGUGCCCUCUUCUGUAACGAUGUCUUCUCUGAAAAGGAAAAUGGACUGCGUGGAUCAGAGCUCCGUGCAGCCGCCCUAUUUUUCCUCUACAAACUUACUUGUCACGUCUACCUCAGAGAACAGUGCUAAAAAAAUGAAAGCUGACAGUGACUCGCAUUUGAUCCAGAUGGACUGUUCGACAGGUAUCGUGGCUCCCUCAGUCACCCGUGUUUCUUGA